AACGAAUUGGUAUUGUGACUAAUAGAAGCGCGAGUUGAAGAUUGAAUCAACGUUUGUUGUUGGAUCGUCACAUGUGGAGAAAGUAAAAAAACCGAGUCAGUUAUUAAUUCCAUAAUAGUCACUCCUAGUCAAACUAAGGUCGGCUGAAUUUACUAUGGGUAGGCAAAAAACUGCGAAGUUGUCUUUAGACGAUGUCGCCAUUGGAUUAUUUGUUUUGGAGUUGGACAAUUCCAUCUCUUAAAAAUUGAAGGAUGAGGUUAAGGCAUGGGCUCAUCUAAUGCAAAUUCACCGGGUAAUUGUGCAACUGUGGCGAGACAGCCGAGGUCGAGUCAGGAUGAUAACAGCAGGAGUAUCAGAAAUUAAAGAUCUCGAAUUGGCUUCGAUUAAUGCCAUCAACAAGUCAAAUGGUCGGUUGAAACCAUUCAAGCUUGGAGGAACAUCGAGCUACUGUUCUUACUUAGAUAAGACAAAGAUUCGUCUCACGGCUAAUCCUAAAGAUUGCAUCGACAUUGGUGUGUACUCUGACUCAUUUUUCAGCGGAUGUGAGACAAAGUUUUACACCAGGGACAGGAAACAAGUCACUUGCUCCUUCAUGCCAUCCACAGCCAAGCAAUACUUGAAAAAGGAUGUUGAUAAAAUCAACGCUGCGAUAGAUGCAAAGAUUCACAAUCUGAUUGAGGAGGUUGAUCCGGAAGAUGAAGUGGAAGAAGAUUUGGAAGACGUGUCACUGGUGAAGAAGAAGAAAGCAAGAGUUUUCAGAAAAGGCCGUAAAGUGCACAUUUGCGGUGUAUGUGGACUUCGAGUCCAAGACAAAACCGAAAUGGAUAGACACACAAGGACACAUACAGGGGAGCGCCCGUUCAUGUGCGAAAAAUGCCCCGCUAGACCACGUUUCGCACAAAAAUCGAAUCUCACGCGUCAUCAAAGGCUUGGUUGUGGAAACCGUGGUGGUGGUAAUCAGAAGAUUGGAAGGAGGAAGCUUCAGAUUAUGCGAAUGAGGGUCGAAAAUGGAGAAUCGUCACAAGAAGUAGUGAACGCCCCUGCUCCAGAGAAGACCAAGGAGGAAUUAGAAAAGGAGAUUCUCGGUUUGAAGGAGGAGAUUCGUGACUUGAAGACGGAAAAUAACUUUUUGAAGAAGGAACGUCAACAACAACCACCACCACGAGUUUCUCUUUCCGACAAGACCAACAGCAAAGUUGUCACCAAAUCCGUCCAAACCAAGCUCACAUUUCCACCAAAGAUAGUGGCCAAGAAAGAGAAGAAGACAAGUCGGAAACGAACUGUGGAGCUCACUGGAUCGUGGUCUGAUGCUGAGGAUGAUUUCUUCAAAACUAAGAUGCCAAAACAAUUAGAAUAGUUUUACUCAUAUUAUUAUAUGAUCUCAAUGUUUUUUUGUUUUUGAUUCCAUGAACUGGUAAUAAAGUUUCUAUUAUAGUAAGAGCAAAGAA
Molecule: messenger RNA, 1448 nt
Organism: Folsomia candida
Lineage: Eukaryota; Metazoa; Arthropoda; Collembola; Entomobryomorpha; Isotomidae
Product: zinc finger protein 569
Exons: 8
Coding region: 278-1357 (359 amino acids)
Biological process (GO): regulation of transcription by RNA polymerase II
Cellular component (GO): transcription regulator complex; PcG protein complex
Molecular function (GO): DNA-binding transcription factor activity, RNA polymerase II-specific; RNA polymerase II cis-regulatory region sequence-specific DNA binding
Source: RefSeq, a predicted model, not a curated record